AUGGGGAGGGAAGAGGAUAAGGCUAAUAGAUUUGGAGCUAUAGGUGAAAAAAUAGCAAAAAAGUGUGACGGCUUGCCACUUGCGGCAAGAGCCUUAGGUGCUCUCAUGCACUCCAAGAGGAAAAGGGGAGAAUGGGAGGACGUCUUGGAGAGUAAGAUAUGGGUUUUAAAAGAGGUUGAGCAACAAGUUUUUCAACCUCUUUUACUCAGUUAUUAUGAACUUGCCCCUGUAAUUAAGCGUUGCCUUUUAUAUUGUGAUACGUUCCCUAAAGAUUAUCGGAUGAGUAAACACAAUUUGAUUGAGAUGUGGAUGUCACAAGAUUAUCUUAGUGGGAAGGGCUAUAAAGAAAAGGAGAAAACAAGUCAAACUGUUUUCGAGACCUUAGUGAUGCGAUCAUUUCUUCAGGAUGUUGUGGAAGACAAAUUAACCAUUUGGGACGAGAGUAUUACCAUAUUUUGCAAGAUGCAUGAUAUCGUGCAUGACUUCGUUCAGUUCCUCAACAAGAAUGAAUGUUUUAUAAUGGAGGCUAAAGAAGCAAACGGAAGAAUAAGUGAGGAGGUCCGUCAUUUGAGCUUAAUGCAUGCACCAUAUGGUUCCCCACUGUCAGAUUUUAUCUCAGCAGUGAAUUGCAAAAAGUUACGCACUCUAGCGGCUUUUGAGUCCAGGAUGUUGCAUGGCUCAGAUUUAAAAGCAAUUACACUAGUGAAAUGUCUGAGGACAUUAAAUUUGAGGGACACCGCCAUCGACGAACUUCCAGAAGAGAUGGGGGAAUUGAUAUAUUUGAGACUGCCUGAGAAUAUGGGGAACUUGAUUAAUUUAAGACAUGUUCAUACCGAGGGUUGUCAUGAGCUGGAGUAUCUGCCGAGAGGUAUGGCCAGAUUAACAAGUCUGCAAACACUAAACCAGUGUCCUAUUAUUGAUGGUGAAGGCUUGAAAUUAGGAGAUCUGGGAAGCUUGGACCAGCUUCAGGGUAGUCUCACGAUUAAGAUCAUGGGGAGGUUGGAGGAUGCUGUGAGUGAGGCGCAAAUGGCUUGCUUGUGGAAUAAAAAGCUUUUUCAUUUGAACCUAUUUUUGUCACACUUGGAGGAUGCACAAGACCUGGAAGCAUUGCGGCCUCAUCAACAUUUGGAAACUUUAUCGAUUUUGGGGUAUGGUGGCAGCACGGCGCCCAGUUGGAUGAUAUCGUUGCAGAAUUUGAGAUCCCUUGUACUAUAUAUGUGGAAUGGAUGUGAAAGUUUGCCUCCUCUUGGGAAUUUGCCCUUCCUUGAACAACUAGAUGUAGCUGAAAUGGACAAAAUGAAGAGGGUACGUUGGAGAUGCAUUUUUGGGCACUCAAACAUCCUCAUCCUCCUCUGUUUCAUUCCCUAA
Argentina anserina (silverweed cinquefoil) is the source of this 1368-nucleotide messenger RNA. RefSeq names its product putative disease resistance protein RGA1. The record is from RefSeq and is a predicted model, not a curated record. Bases 1 to 1368 code for a protein of 455 amino acids. Gene Ontology annotation, biological process: defense response to other organism. The transcript is spliced from 2 exons. Lineage: Eukaryota; Viridiplantae; Streptophyta; Magnoliopsida; Rosales; Rosaceae. Gene Ontology annotation, molecular function: ADP binding.